This is a messenger RNA of Acipenser ruthenus (sterlet), 3287 nucleotides long. It is a transcript of the gene lca5, whose product is annotated as lebercilin LCA5. Gene Ontology annotation, biological process: intraciliary transport. NCBI's taxonomy places the organism in Eukaryota, Metazoa, Chordata, Actinopteri, Acipenseriformes, Acipenseridae. Bases 385 to 2649 code for a protein of 754 amino acids. The transcript has 10 exons. Gene Ontology annotation, cellular component: axoneme. The record is from RefSeq and is a predicted model, not a curated record.
UAUGACAGAUUUGUGUGUGCAGUCUGUGAUGAGCCCUCGUUGGGGGAACCUGAUGUGAGGGCGUGGAAUCGACAACACCAGUUACUGAUUGCUGUUGCCGUGGAGCUCGGUGUAAAUACCACUCACCCAACACAAUACAAUCGGAUCUGUGCAACAAACAAAAACAAACAAACAAACAAAAAAAUCCUGCAGCAGCCAUAUUUCAUCGUUGCGGAGGAUACCAAAGCAAGAAUGUAUACAUGAAAUCGACUGAGGGUCCCAGUGGUUCAUCUGGCAAAGUACUACCAACGUGGAGUAGAGGGCGAGUUGUACAAUCAGGGGUCUGCUGAUUUCAAUACUAGUCAUGAAAAGUUCUGCCACCGUUAAAGGCAGCACACAGCCAACAUGGAUUCCCCAAGAUCGAACAAGUUGCAUGAGGACAACCGAGAAACAGAAAGGAGCCUGCACUCUCAUAGGAGCACCGACCAAGACAGUGAAGCCUCUUAUAAGACCAAACACGACAGCGACCAGGUGAAGGCAGACCGCAAGAGCACUAUGGGAGACAGGGGGAGGACUAGAACCCGGGAACACGAUCACAACUCGCAUUACGACAAGAACAGUGAUUCUUAUUAUUCAGACGAUUACGAUCAUGACUCCUAUGAAUCUGAUCAUUCCCAUUCACGAUCCAGAACUCCCAGCCCCAGGAGGACAGAGCUCAUGAAACGGAUCUCCAGCAGCCCAGCUCACAAACAAGGACUGAAGAAGAAAGGCACAAGAAACCUCACAAACAAAACCAGGGGGCUGCAGAAGUGGGGUUUCCGCUCCCAGAGCCUGAACAAGGAGCCCUUGCCCAAGGACCUGGACCUCGUGACUAAACGCAUGCUGUCUGCACGGCUUCUGAAGAUAAACGAACUGAAGAACGAGAUGUCGGAGCAGCAGCUGCGCUUGGAGGAGCUGCAGAAGGAGAACAAGGUGCUGCGCCGGCUGCAGCACCGGCAGGAGAAGGCCCUCAACAAGUUUGAGGACACGGAGAGCGAGAUUGCGCAGCUCAUAUCCAGCCACAGUAACGAAGUGCGCACGCUCAGGGAGCGGCUGCGCAAGUCGCAGGAGAAGGAGCGCACCACUGAAAGGCGGCUCAAGGAUUCGGAGGAGGAGCUGUAUUGCAUCAAGUCCUCCCUGCAGAAACUACGCAAGCUGGCUGAGGAUAAGCAGCUAGCUGAGCGGGAUGAGCUGGCCCGAAAAUUGGCCCAGGCGGACGCACGACUGGAAGACAACGACAGGAGGGUUAAGGAUCUGGAGAAAAACUUGGAGUUGAGCAACAGUAGUUUUCAGAGGCAACUUGCAGCAGAGAGGAAGAAAGCACAUGAAGCUCAGGAGGAUGCCAAAAACAUGCGGGACGAACUGGAGCGACUCAGCCACAAACUCAAGGAAAAGGAAAGGGAACUUGAUACAAAAAACAUCUAUGCUAAUCGGAUGCUGAAACCAUCUCCUAAGAAAGACACUGACAUCACCCAAAGAAAGAAAGCACUAAACCGGAACACUACAAAAGGAGUGCAGACUGAUGAGAACUUGUUGGCCGUUGAGUUUCCUCCUCCACCUCCUGCUAUUACUGAUGAGACAAUAGAUCCAGAAGAAGAUGAUUAUUUUUCAUUGAAGGAUAAGAGUCAUCAAGCUGUACAGGGCAGAGCAACAGUCUCUGGUCCAUCAGUCAGAAAGACACCACAGCGCAAAAUUAUAAAGGAGCAAGAGAACAAGGAGAGGGAGGCAGCGGAGCGCCUGCGAGUGGCCAAGGAGAGGCAGGAGCGGGAGAAGGAGAGAGAGGAGAAACUGAGGAGGGACCAGGAGCAGCAUGCACUGGAGGACAAAGCUAGGAGACUCAGGGAAGAGUGGGAGAGGGAAGAAAUGGAACGAAAGAGGAGAGAAAAGGAACUGUACCAGCAGCAGCAGGAGGAGAGGGAGAGGAAGCUGAAGAACCAGGACCAGCAGAGCCUGGAGGAAGAGCGGCGUAAGAAGGACCUGCUCUUGGCCAGGAUGAGGGAGGUCGACCUCGAGAACCAGGGCCCUGAUAUCUUCUCAGAUUUCUCCAGCACCAAACCGGCGACCCACUCUCAGGCAGACCAAACACAGAAAAUCUUAAAGUUCUCUGAGUCGGUGAACAACCUCCAUAGCGGCGUUCCAUCUCACAGAAGCAGCGACUCCAUCAAGAAGCCUGACUCUUCCGGUCGCAGAGCCAUCAAGACCGUGGACUCCAGUGAGGACCUCACAUUUGGCAGCUACGCUCCUUCUUUUGGGAAGACAUCCGGAAGGACUGGGCUUUCCAGCAAAAAGAGUGAAAGCCCUGAAGAGAAGGACAAGGACAACUUUGACACCGCUUUUGGGAAUAACAAGAAAUCAAAUCUGAUGCAACAGUUGUUUGGUGCCAGUGCCAAUGUCGACGUCUCUACUUUAGAAAUUUUGAAUCUGCCUGCAGCAAGCAAGACCACUCAGGACACCGGUGGAGCCUUCCCAUGGGAGAAAAGCAGCCCAGCCAAGAAGAAAGAUAACUAUCCAUUCUUUAAUGUGGGCAAAACACCAAGCGCCAACAUGAGCCGGCCACACAUUGCAGCAGACAGACCUGCAGUAAGGGCCAUCAAUUCUUUAGAGGAUGAAAUAGAAGAACUUAUACUUUAAACAGAUUUGUAAUAUUUUACAGCAUUCUGAUAUAUUUCAAAAUAGUCCUGCAAAUUAGAAAUAAUUUCUAUAUUGUAGAAGGUUUUUUAUUGAUUAUAUAUAAAUAUAGUAAAUGCCUUAUGAAGGAAUAAGCUGCUUACAUGUCACUUGUAUGAUAGCUAGUGUGUGUAACUGGUAAUAUUUUGGAAACGCAUUUGUUACUUGUAGUUUCUAUUUGCACUUGAUGGUUUAUUUAAGGGAAGAUUGGAGGGCUCUGAUUUAAUAAUUUUGAGCUACUAAGCAUCCAAUUUGUGACAGUACUUACAAUUGAGCCAAAUCAUAUGUAUUUGUUAUUAUUGUUGUGCAGAUUUCAUAUCUUUUGAAGGUGAACGUAGCUACAGGAAGGUAGGGAUUAGCCAGACAAUCUAAGGCAUCAACAAUCAGAUUUAAAAUUUUGUGUUUUAAAUGAAGAUUUCAUUGGUUGAAGAUAAACACUAAUACUAUUACUUGGAAUGUUUUAUGUGUUCCAUUUGAGUGGUCAGUGGGGAAUGCUGUUUGGUUGUCCUGAAUUGUGUCCCACAUGAACACAAUUGGAAAUAGUGUAGCAAUUUAUAUUUAAUUUCAAUGAAGAAAUUUAUAAAUCCCCCCCCCCCCCCCCC